This is a messenger RNA of Mobula hypostoma (lesser devil ray), 3865 nucleotides long. Its product is annotated as protein SFI1 homolog. The transcript has 18 exons. Bases 16 to 3228 code for a protein of 1070 amino acids. The record is from RefSeq and is a predicted model, not a curated record. Lineage: Eukaryota; Metazoa; Chordata; Chondrichthyes; Myliobatiformes; Myliobatidae.
UCAGGUACUGAAGACAUGUUCUCAAAUGCUGUGGAAAUUAGGGAAGAAUUAUCAGGAAAGUCCCCAGAUAAUUUUUUGGGCUCCAGUCUGAAAAAUCAAGUUAAGCCCCAUUUUCCAUUCAUCAUGAAUAAUAAUUAUGCCACACAGCACAGAGCUACAAAUGAUUUGUUGAUACUGGAGGCUGCCCAGACCCCGGUUUAUGAAAGUCUUCCUCCGACAUCUUUGCAGAGCAAUUCAUCCCAGGGCAAUUUCUACAGGAAUACACAGAAGGAAAUAUCAAACCUGGAGUCAACAGAAGUUGGAAAAAGAGCAAUGGGAAAUAGCUCGAUUUCAGGUUAUUUUAGAAAUACCACCCCUUCAGGAGGAGAGGAAGAUAAUAGAGGAGAAAAUGACCUCAACAUGAAACAGAAAGAUAAUAGCACUUUGUACAAUAGGGAACAUGAUCCAAUCCUAAAGGAAUUUUUAAAGGGCAAUGUUGAAACAAAGCAGCUCCUGCAAACAUUCCCGUUGAUGGACAGCAACAUGCUAAAGAUUAUGGAACUUGGAGGAUAUUCUUUGAAUGAUAGGACAAAGACACCAAUGGAGAGCUACUUAAAAUCAUAUCACAAAAGACUCCUAUCACGGUGCCUUCGUGCUUGGCACAAUUCCACGCAACAGCGCCACGCUUCAGCUAUGUCGCUGCAGAAACGCCAGUUACUGAGGAAAGGGUUGCACGCAUUGCAUUGGGCUGUGCAGUUCACCCAAAUGCAGAAGCAAUUUCUGGAGAGAAGGCAAUACAGACGAGUCCUGGUUUAUUAUUUUAAUCAAUGGAGAUGUGCAGUAAAUGCUCGCCAAUGCCAUCUGAUAACUGAAGCUCCAAAUGCAGUCAGCAAAUCCUGUUCUGUUCACCCGGGGAUGUUGGCCGCACUGCAGCAGCUACUUGGGAUGAACAUUUACAGAUUCUGGCCGAAACAAUGCAAGCGUUUACAACAUGAGGAUGUACAGUCCCCGAGUUUAUCUGGUUUACGUGGCAAGGAUUGCUUUGAGGCACAGGCACGGUUUCUUGCACAGGAUUGUGCCUCCCAACACACCUUGUUCAGGAAUCAUGCUGAGAAUUUGGAGAGUUGCUUCCUACAUUGGCGCACACUAUUACACAUAAAACGUGGGAAGAGAGUGGAUAUUCCGCACCUAUUUCAACUGUGCCAUGCAGAGGUGCAGCAACAAACUACAGCUGUUAGUUGUCAGAGUUAUGGGAAAGAUAAUGACCACAACAAAAAUGAAAAAUAUGGAAUGUCUCUUCAACUGGAUGAUGUUCAUUUAACUCACGAAGAGCUGCAUUCACAUGGCAGUGUUCGCCUUGAACAGUCAUCUCAGCCGCAAUUCCAGGAUGAUAGAGAGGAGCUGCACAAACUUCAAAUAGCUAAGAUCGCAUCAUGGAACCAAUUGCAGGAUGCUCUGAAACUCUGGCCUGAAGAAUUCUUCAAACCAUGUCUGCAAGGAUUCUGUAAAUACUUGCCUCUGCGGGACAGCACUGUUGCACUGGGUGACGAAGAACUUGACUGCAGCUCACUUGAACAGAGCACUCUGCAGUACGGAGCAAGACCAGCAAACAGACCUGGCCUGGAGCGAGCAGGAAAGUGGCUACAGUGCAAAUUGGAGAAGCAUCUGGUUGAAGAGCAUCUGAUGCUCUGGGCUGCACGGGUACAGCAGGCGGAUCAGUUUCACAGGCAGACCCUGCUGAUGCGAGUACUUCUAAGUUGGAGCAAGUGGGGGCAGACCCGCCAGAGACAUCGGGAAUUGGUUGCUGGGUUUUCUUUUGGCCGGCAGCGUCGAGUUGUGCUGACUCUUUGGAAAAUACGUUUAUUACAAAAGCAUGAAGCUGACAGAAGAUGCAGAAAGGUGCUGUGUUGGAAAACUCGAGAGGCAAUGUCCCAGUGGCACCAAUAUACAGAGAAGCGAAAGCAAGUCCAGGAUCUCCAGGCUUAUUUCCUUUCUGUUCACACACUGAGGGUGAAGCUUUUGACUCUUCAGACCUGGAAGCAGAAAGCAGAGACACAGAGAAAUGUGAAGAUAAUGGCAGACAUGCAGGUGCAAAGAAGAUAUCUGCAGGCUUGGCGCUGUGCUGCACUUCAGAAAGAGAAGAUGUGGCAGAGGCUGUGGACAUUUCAAACUGUACGGAACCAACAGGUCCUGUUAGGGGCUUUUAGUCAGUGGAGGUAUCACUUGGAGCUGCAGCACUUCUCAGAGAGUCACAGGAAAUUUAGAGCAGCACGGAGAGUUAUUCAGUGCUGGAGGCAGAGGACAUUACUACAGCAGGCUGUGAGGCAUCGAGCUACAAUCCUCAUUCAAACAUUGUUCAGCAAUUGGAAAGAAGCUAUCAGAUUAUCCCAGCUGUCCCAUCAGAUUGCUAAUAACAUUAAAAUGAGGCAACUGAGGCUGCUGCUGCUCGCCUGGGCCAAAUUGGUAAAAGAGCGAAAGGAUGAGAGCGUGAGGCAGAAGAAGAUGAUUUCUGCAUCACAGCACCAACAGAAGCAGACUGCUUUUUAUCAGAUGGCAACAUUAUAUCAGAAACAAAAAGGGGCCGCUUUGUUCUACCAUCUAACUUUACUUCGCAGGUGCCUUCUCACUUGGGUUGGAAAUGUACAUCUGCAGAAGCUCUGGGCAUUGACUGUAUCAGCACAAGCUUCACUGUUGCAGCUUAACUCCGCAUUUGCGAUCUGGAGAACUCAAUUGCACUUUCAACGUAAGAUGGCCUUGUUUGUGCAAGGACAGACUAAGCAAAUCCUGCACAAAGCACUGAUAACCUGGUACAGCGAGUUGCAGGCACUUAGAUAUCGUGCCAGAUACGUGUCUCAGAAAUUUGUGUCACGAUGGAUUGUUCUUGUGAGGGCACGGAAGCAGCGGGACGCAGAGGAAUCUCGUGCGGAGGAACACCACAGGAAUCACUCAUGUAAGCUAUUUUUUAAGAACUGGCGGAACCAAACAUUCCUACAGCAGUUCCUCGAGGAAAAAAGGGUUGAGAAGCUUCAGGAAAUCUGGAAACAGUGGAAGAACUUCACUACGAGCAAGCUAGUGACUAGGGGACUGUAUGAGCAGAGGCUGGAGGUGAAGGUGUGGCAGUUGUGGCGUAGACGGUUUAUACAGAUGCAGGUGUCACAGGCGUUUGCAGCCCAGGACAACAGGAUCCUGAUGUUGGAUGUUUUCACUACUUGGUACAGAUUGGCGUUUGGAAAACAGAGUGACCCAUGAUGUUGGUGAACCUCAAGCUCACUCCUAGUACAGAUUUGAGCUUCUCACUGUGUUUGCUUGUGGAGAUGUACAGUGUUGACUAUCAAAACCCUUGUGUCCACUGUCGGUCUAUUCCUGUCUGUCAUUUGGUAAGUUAGCAUCCCAUUGGACAGGUCGGAGAUGGUACAUUUUCUUAGGCAUGCUCUGAGAAGAUCCUAACUUCAUGCUUUGUAAUAUGCUGGUAAUUAACCUGCAUGCAACAUCACAAAAACCAGGGUUGGGUUCGGUGACCUUGUGAGCUUACCCAGCAUCAUUCUCAGUUCAUGGCACUGAGAAUUCCACUGAGGAGAAUCUUGUGGUUCAAAAUGUAAUCGAUUUAAAAUUAUACAUUAAAUGUCUGUGUUUUCUCUCCACUCUCACUUGCAGAACUUAUUGUGGACUUUUAUCUAUCAGCAUCUAUUUUUGAGAUGCCUUUAACGAGUUAUACUUGGGGCAUGUUUCCUUAUAAAACUUACUCUAAAUUAGUAGUUUCUGUGCAUUUAAGUAUUUGUAUUUCUAUUUCCUCUGUUUUAUUUUGAUGGAUUAAUGGAUAUUAUCCAGUAUUUGGGGCUUUUUACUUAUUUUUUCAGUAUUCAGUUUUGAAUACAUUUGAUUAAAA